Dromiciops gliroides (monito del monte) is the source of this 930-nucleotide messenger RNA. RefSeq names its product olfactory receptor 5AK2-like. The record is from RefSeq and is a predicted model, not a curated record. Gene Ontology annotation, cellular component: membrane. The transcript has a single exon. Lineage: Eukaryota; Metazoa; Chordata; Mammalia; Microbiotheria; Microbiotheriidae. Bases 1 to 930 code for a protein of 309 amino acids. Gene Ontology annotation, molecular function: G protein-coupled receptor activity; odorant binding; olfactory receptor activity. Gene Ontology annotation, biological process: sensory perception of smell; G protein-coupled receptor signaling pathway.
AUGACACAAGAAAAUGGCACCACAGUGACAGAAUUCAUUCUGCUGGGAUUUUUGGUUCAGCCAGAGGUGCAAUAUGCUCUCUUCCUUGGGUUUCUCAUCGUCUAUAUAAUAUCUAUAGUGGGCAAUGCUGGCAUGAUCCUACUCAUCAAUAUUGAUUCCCGCCUUCACACUCCAAUGUACUUUUUCCUCCAACAUUUGUCCUUUGUUGACCUUUGUUAUACCUCUGCUAUCACUCCUAAGAUGUUACUAAACUUCCUGGUUUCCCACAAAUCUAUCUCCUUCUCAGGAUGUGUUAUUCAAUUGGAGGUUUAUGGAAUUUUUGCCAGCACUGAAUGUUAUCUUCUUGCCGCCAUGGCCAUAGAUCGUUAUGUGGCCAUUUGUAAACCUCUGCGUUAUCCAGUGGUCAUGUCCAGAAGAGCCUGCAUCCAGCUGGUUGCUGGAUCCUACUUCAUGGGUUCUGUGACUGCAACCAUCCAAAUUGCCUUUCUCUUUUCCCUCUCUUUCUGUAAUUCUAACAUAAUCAAUCACUUUUUCUGUGAUGCUCCUCCACUCCUUGCCCUUUCCUGUUCCAGUAUUGAUAUGAAUGUCACAAUGUUAAUUAUCAUUUCAUGCUUCAACUUGUCAAGCACUGUGAUGACUGUAUUCUUCUCCUACAUAUACAUCCUGUCUGCCAUUUUGAAAAUGCACUCUGCCACAGGGAGACACAAGGCCUUCUCCACCUGUGCCUCCCACCUGACGGCUGUCACCAUUUUAUAUGGUACUCUUUUUUACAUGUAUUUACAUCCUUCUUCCAAUGAGUCCCAAGAAAAUGAUAAGCUAGCCUCUGUAUUUUAUGGCAUCAUCAUCCCCAUGCUCAACCCCUUGAUCUACAGUUUAAGAAACAAGGAGGUCAAAGAGGCCGUGAAAGUUCUGGGGAAGAGUUGCUCGUGA